This is a messenger RNA of Glarea lozoyensis ATCC 20868, 1029 nucleotides long. Its product is annotated as Periplasmic binding protein-like II. The transcript has 6 exons. Gene Ontology annotation, biological process: thiamine biosynthetic process. NCBI's taxonomy places the organism in Eukaryota, Fungi, Ascomycota, Leotiomycetes, Helotiales, Helotiaceae. The coding region runs from base 1 to 1029 and encodes 342 amino acids. The record is from RefSeq and is a predicted model, not a curated record.
AUGUCUACUGAUAAGAUUACCUUUUUGAUGAACUGGCAUGCUACGCCAUACCACGCUCCAGUCUACUUGGCUCAGAAGUUGGGAUAUUUCGCGGAUGAGGAUAUCAAGGUUGCACUGCUUGAGCCAAAUGAUCCCAGCGAUGUCACUGAAAUAAUUGGUUCCGGCAAGGUUGACAUGGGCUUCAAAGCCAUGAUUCAUACCUUGGCUGCCAAAGCUCGUGGUUUCCCCGUUACUUCCAUUGGCUCUCUUCUCGACGAGCCUUUCACUGGCGUCGUUUAUCUCAAAGAUAGCGGCAUUACAACCGACUUCAGAAGUCUAAAGGGCAAGAAAAUCGGCUACGUGGGAGAAUUUGGCAAAAUCCAGAUCGACGAACUUACCAAAUAUUAUGGUAUGGAACCAACAGACUACGAAGCAGUACGAUGCGGCAUGAACGUCUCCAAAGCCAUAAUUGAAGGAAGCAUCCAUGCUGGGAUUGGAUUAGAGAAUGUUCAAAUGGUCGAGCUCGAGGAAUGGCUUGCUGGGCAAGAUCGACCACGCUCAGAUGUGCAAAUGCUGAGAAUCGACGAACUUGCAGAGCUUGGAUGUUGUUGCUUUUGUUCGAUCCUUUAUAUUGUCAACGACAACUUCAUGGCUGAGAAUCCAGAGAAACUUCGAAAGUUCAUGAGAGCCGUCAAGCGUGCCACGAACCUCGUGCUUGCCUCACCAGAAGAGGCAUACCAAGUGUACAUCGACAUCAAGCCCGAGAUGGCGUCUGCUGUCAACCGAAAAAUCUAUGAACGCUCGUAUGCUUACUUCUCCAAAGAUCUGAAGAAUGUGCAGCGUGACUGGGAGAAAGUCACUCGCUACGGGAAGCGUCUUGAGGUGCUGAAGGACGACUUUCAACCAAACUAUACUAACGAAUUCCUGGAGUGGGAACUCGACUCCGAUUCUGCUAACCCCACUGGCGACCAGAAGAGGAUGGUAGCUUUGCAAAAGGACGUGGCUGAGAAGGGAGGUUUCCAGCGACUCGACGUUACGAUCGCCGUCUGA